This is a messenger RNA of Condylostylus longicornis, 1107 nucleotides long. Its product is annotated as protein FAM50A-like. The record is from RefSeq and is a predicted model, not a curated record. Gene Ontology annotation, cellular component: nucleus. NCBI's taxonomy places the organism in Eukaryota, Metazoa, Arthropoda, Insecta, Diptera, Dolichopodidae. The transcript has 7 exons. Bases 1 to 1107 code for a protein of 368 amino acids. Gene Ontology annotation, biological process: chromatin organization.
AUGGAGAAGCUUGAAUCCGGAAACGCAGUACUCCAAACGAUCCAUUCUUCUGAAGGAGGAAGGGCGUUAAAAUUGUUACAACAGAGACAGAAAAGACAUCAAGAAUUAGAGAAAACAAAAGAAGAGAUUGAGAGUGAGACGAAGAAACGUCGAUUGCAUAAAAUUGAUGAAAAAUAUCAAGGAUCAACAACAGAGGCGUUGGAGGAGUCUUUCCGUCAACAAACCGUUGGACUCGUUUCAGCAGACGCAUUUAGAGAAGCACGAAGAAAAUUAGAAGAACUAAGACAUCAACAGGAGAAGGCGAUAGAAGAGAAAGAAUCAGAUAUUCCAACUCGGCUGAAAAAACAAAAAGCUGCAACCAGUAAAUUAUCGUUUCAAGUUGAAGAUGAAGAAGAGGAAGAGGAAGCUGUUGGUAAUGAAGUUAAAAAUGAAGAUUCAAAAAGUGAAAGUGAAAAUCUAGAAGGCGACGAUUCUAGUCUAUCGUCAAGUUGUGCUUUGCCAAAGAAGAAGUACUUUGGGAAGGAUCCAACUGUGAACACCUCUUUUUUGGCAGAUGUUGAAAGAGAUGAAAAGAUAAGACAAGAGAAAGAAAAACUAAUUAAGAAUUACUAUGAAGAAUUAGAGAAAGAGAAACACGAUAUGCUUGAGGUUACUUACUCAUAUUGGGAUGGGAAUGGACAUCGGCGCUCUAUCCACAUCGAAAAAGGAAAGACAAUUGGACAAUUUAUUACUGAAUGUCGGAAGACCCUUGAAAAAGAUUUUCCAGAAUUAAAAUCUGUAUCUAAUGAAAAUUUGCUUUAUGUUAAAGAAGAUCUAAUUCUUCCUCAUCAUGUGACAUUUCACGAUUUGAUAAGAAGUAGAGCGCGUGGAAAAUCUGGACCGCUUUUUAAUUUCGAUGUUCAUGAGGAUGUUCGAAUGCGGACUGAUGUUCGAAUAGAAAAGGAUGAAUCUCAUGCUGGAAAGAUUGUUGAUCGGAAAUGGUAUGAGAAGAACAAGCACAUAUUUCCUGCAUCAAGAUGGGAAGCAGUAAGUUGCACAAUGCCAUCAAUGGUAAUUGUUUUUUUUACAGUACGAUCCAAACAAGACGUUCGAGAAAUACACGAUUAA